Mytilinidion resinicola is the source of this 2058-nucleotide messenger RNA. RefSeq lists its product as uncharacterized. The record is from RefSeq and is a predicted model, not a curated record. The transcript has a single exon. The coding region runs from base 1 to 2058 and encodes 685 amino acids. NCBI's taxonomy places the organism in Eukaryota, Fungi, Ascomycota, Dothideomycetes, Mytilinidiales, Mytilinidiaceae.
AUGUCGUCCUCAGCACCCCCAAGACGUUUCAAGGCGGAACCUAUCGAAACCACUGUCAAGUCUUCCAGAAAUGCGGCACCAAAGCAGUCAGAGACAGCUGAUUCCUCUAAGCCCGCUGAGGCAUCACCUAAAGCUACUCGAAGGUUCGCUCCGCAGCCUGUCGAAACCACCACUAAGUCGAACCGAAAAUUCGCCGCCGAACCAUUUGAGUUCACCUCUCGAAGCUCAAAAGCCAAGCCGGAGGAUGAGUCGAGCAGCAAAAAGCCACGAAAAUUCAGCCCCGAGCCGAUUGAGACUACGACAGCUUCAAGUCGGACCAAGGCCAGAGAAAAAGAUGAAGCAAGUAACGCUAAAGCAUUAGAAGCAUCUUCUCCUGAGAACUCUGCAGCAUCGCAAACGUCGGAGAAAAAGCCUAGGAGACGUUUCACUCCUCAACUAAUAGAGACGGCGAAACGAACACGAAAGGCUGGCGAUACAGGGCCAGCGAUACUUCCAUCUGAUAAAACAGAAGCAACACCGGGCGAUGGGCAAGAGAGUCCAAGGAAAGCGCGGAUACGACCGCCUCCUGCACCGCCAGGGAACACUCCCACCGCCUCUGUCCACGUUCCCCACUUCCUUGACAUUGAUCGAGCCAGAUCUCCAUUGUCGCUGCGCUCCAGUUCGCGAGGUAGUGUCCGAUCGCGACAUUCGUUCCGGGUUCCUGACCUUGAACCUAUCGAGUCAUCUGAGUCAGAAGGCUCUAUUCCACCAUCUCUGUCAACCUCUCCUUCGGCCUCCUCCGACCAAUCAUAUAUGUAUAAGGAGGCUACCAGAAUGAGAGAAAGUGUAGAUGACAGAUUUUCGGGAUACCUACUUGAGCUUGCUGCAAGAGCAGCUGAGAAGCAACUCCGGGAUCAGGCUAUGGCAGCCUUCCCCAACGACGAUUACCAUGAGCCUGUCGACCAUUUCAUAAACCAAGAGCUGGAUGAUACCAGUGUUAUCAUGUCCUCGGACGAAAGAGAAUCAUAUGACGAGGCAUAUGGUCGCCGGGAAUCAUCAUCAUUCAAGACUGUGAACUGGGAGUUGCUAGCCAUGCAGCAACACCGGGAACGGUUGGAGCAAGAGAGGGAGAGCGAGAGGCAGCGGGAGACCCAGGCCCAGGCUGGAAGGCCUGCUUUGGCACAGAGUCCUUGGGGGAACCCAGCAUCAGCAAUGUUCACAAACUCUUCAGCCAACAGGAACAUCAUUGGAGGCUGGCAGAAAGACGGCGAGCUCGAGCGGAUGAGGAGCGGUGCGAAGCCGCCUAUGCUUGGAAGCGACAUCGAAUUCCCCAGGUGUAGUUCACCUGAGCCAGCUCGAUUCGAUCCGACACAAGGCUCACACGCCCUCAAAAACUCCAUGUGCUAUCUUACAGAGCAGACCCAACAGGAAUCUGAACCCGAGGGUCUGUGGCACUGCAAAGAAACCUCCAGCAACCGCGCCUCCCUUUGGUCCCAACCCAAUAGCCGCACCCCGAGUGCUGGCGGUCUCUGGGGCGGGUUCUGCCAAGCAGGCACAGGAAACACACCCCCUCGAGGUCCAUCAGGCCUCAUGACCCCGAUGGUCGAGGUUGGCAACCCCUUCGAGAUAUCUUCGCCCCCCUCAUCCCCUGUCAAGAAUGACCUGCCCCCUUCCCCACCCCCUUCCAACCCCGACAUCACCAGCAUCGACGACCGCCUCAGCAACGAAAUAGCCCUUCAGAAGGAAUUCAGCGAUGACUUCGUCACGCAGGUCUACAACUACCUCUCACUCGGCUACCCUUCCAUCGCCCGUAACUUCGACGGCGAACUCUCCAAGAUCUCGCGAAUUCCGAUUCUAGAACUAAGGCAGGACGACCAUCUCGCGACAUCGCGCGGGUAUAUCCGUCUCGGCGAGGAUGGCAAUCUGAGGGAUAGCGAGAUCACCGAGGAGACGUGUGUGAGGUGGAAGGCGCUGCGGUCGUAUAUCCAAGAGUGGGCGAGGCAGCAACCCAAGAUGAGCCCGGUGGAUGGAACGAUGGGAGUUGGUGUUGCCGUGAGGAGAGGCAGUUGGGCAUUUUGA